Nomia melanderi (Alkali bee) is the source of this 1044-nucleotide messenger RNA. The record is from RefSeq and is a predicted model, not a curated record. Lineage: Eukaryota; Metazoa; Arthropoda; Insecta; Hymenoptera; Halictidae.
GUAUGCGAAUACGUUGAGUAGGAAGUUAGUCGGAUUUUCUUUGCUCUGCUGAUGAACCAAAUCUGUUCGGCGAGUUUGGCUUACCGAGAGUACCUCUUUUAAUUGUCACGUAAUCACUAAAAGUAAUUUACUUUUGCUGAGAUUCACCGACGUUGGAUGUGCAGUUUAUAUAUCUUUUAUUUAUUGUUAAUCGGAAGCCAAUCCAUUGACUCGUUAAGUUCCGAAAAAGCCUUCGAGCGGACUGGGCCACUUCACCCGGGGGCCGUCAUAUUUAAUCUGAUCAGUUGGCCUUCCCCUGGUUGACUCUAGUUUCUUUAGGACCAUGAUUAAAGAGGCGAACUUCUGGGGAAACGAUUUCGUGAUGUCGGGCAGCGAUUGCGGCCACGUGUUCGUCUGGGAGAAGGCGACCGCGAGACUGUGCAUGUUGCUCGAGGCGGACCACCACGUGGUCAAUUGCCUGCAACCGCACCCCUAUUUGCCUUUGUUGGUCACCGCCGGCACAGAUUACGACGUCAAGCUGUGGGCGCCGAUCAACGACGAGUCGGGGUUCGACGAGAAAUUCGCUGAAGAUCUGAAAAAGAGGAAUGCGAUUAUGUUGGAAGAGACCAGAGACACAAUGACCGUACCCGCCGGUUUUAUGAUCAGAAUGAUGGCGUGUCUCAAUCACAUACGCAGAGGUAGUGAAAAUUUAUAAUACUCCCCAAGACCUACUGAUAGUUCACUACGGUAGUAGUAUGACUGGCGACAUGUAAUUAAGAAAAAUUAAUGUACCGAAGAGUUUGGCAGCUUUCCUUGUCACGAGCAGGUAUUCAAGCACACACACAACGGUGUACAGAGUUUUGUCUGGACCUUUGUUUCACGUUGCGGUUCUGUUCAGCUUCGUAGCACAAUCAUUUUUUCUAUUCGUUAAAAAAAUCUUCAUCCUUGUAUCUGUUUCUGUUUACGAUUUUUCUUUUUCCUAUAUAUUUUUUUUCUUUCUUUUCGUUCCUCCUUAAGGAUUGUAUAGAGAAGUAUUUUUAUAGCUUGUACGUGUAUGUACAUAUA